GCGUGGGAGGGCGCCCGCCCGCUCCUUGUCUAAUGUCUUGCUCUCCGACAUCCCCGCUAUGCCUGACAGCAACAUAACACCCCCACCCACAUAUACCGAACCCAGUGACCAUGUCGCAGAAUUGAAACAUAGCUUCAUGUCUCUCUUCACUGAGGACCAGGAGAUACGGAGUCUCUUCGACGUCGUCACCACCCGACUAGAGACUACGCCCCAGAUUGGGCCGGAUCACCCGCUCGCUGAGGAAUGGACAACCUUGCGCAAGAUGUAUAGAGACGCAUACAGGGAUACACGGGCACAGGCAGAUCGAUGCGCGACCUUUCUAGAGCUCUUUCAAGAUAUCGUUCUUCCGCUUUCGCAAUCUGAGUCAAGUGUUCCCUUACACGACAGAGUCGAUAUGGUUCAGCAAUUUAUAGCGAUGAUCGACGAAUACAAACAGGCUACGCACAGAACCGGUUCGAACCGCCGAGCCUCAGGACUUCUUUGCAACACUUGGUCCAAAAUCACAGACUUCUGUUCAGCCAUUGGGAAGGCGAUCAGCAAACUACUCGACCAUUUUGUUACGUUGAUUCGACAGCUCUUCUCGGAGGUGAAGUCUGUGCACAUGUCGAUGGGGCCUCUGCGCAUGAGUGCGCACUUCGGCGAUGACUCGCGGAUCUCGGAAGAGAUUGAAAUGAAUCCACGAGGAGGCAUCGCCGCGGCACCAGAAAUCGACGAUACCGCUCGCAGAAUCGCAGAGAAAGUGAGCGCAUCUGAGUUCGCCUGGGAUGCUGUCAGGAUGUCCUGCGAUACGCUACGAAUCCAGCUUCGCCUGGCAGGAACGACGCCGUCUGUUGCUCCUGAUGCUGUCCUCCAGUCGCAGUUCGAGAUGGUUGGGCUGCUGUAUCGGCCUCUCGUCAAGAGCAUGCGAGCGUAUUCUGUGGGCAGGCCGCCCCAGGUUUGAUUGCGCGGAGCUUGUCGCCUUGAUGGCAGCCCGGAUCGCCAAGCACCCCGACUCGCCAUUGCGUGGAAGAUACCUCGUUGUUGUGGACAGCGACCGAGGACCCGCGUCGAUCGAUAGUUUGUGAGCAUCAUGUUUCUUGGUUGCAUACGUAUGCUUUGUAUGAAUGUGUAGGCAGUUGUACAUAAUCCUAUGCUUCAGUGACAUGCAUCAUCUUUCAGAUUGAAUCCGCCUUGUGUCAAUAUCAUCGAUGCUCACUAGCACUGUAUAUGAGUUU
Fomitopsis serialis is the source of this 1214-nucleotide messenger RNA. RefSeq lists its product as uncharacterized. The record is from RefSeq and is a predicted model, not a curated record. The transcript has 9 exons. The coding region runs from base 59 to 940 and encodes 293 amino acids. NCBI's taxonomy places the organism in Eukaryota, Fungi, Basidiomycota, Agaricomycetes, Polyporales, Fomitopsidaceae.